Molecule: messenger RNA, 2439 nt
Organism: Sesamum indicum (sesame)
Lineage: Eukaryota; Viridiplantae; Streptophyta; Magnoliopsida; Lamiales; Pedaliaceae
Product: phosphatidylserine decarboxylase proenzyme 2
Biological process (GO): phospholipid biosynthetic process
Molecular function (GO): phosphatidylserine decarboxylase activity; calcium ion binding
Source: RefSeq, a predicted model, not a curated record
ACCACACCCCCUCCCCUAUUUCUCGAUAGUCAAAACUUUCUUGAUUGCCCUCUUUUGAAUCAUAUCUUGCUUCCUGUCGCAAAAUAAAGUCGUCUGUGCGAAAUUAUAGCUUGGAUCACUGUCUCUGUCUGUGUUGGAGUUGUUUCUGUAGAGUGUAAAGUAGGCUGAGCAGACCCGAGUGAGGGAGAAAAUGGGUCAUGCAGCUUCGAAGCACGAGAACCCGGAUGAGUCAGCGGACACUUCUGGGGCCACGACAUCAAGAAUUGCGAAACUCCGGCAGCGCCUCCACCGUCACCGUCCCCACUUCCGCCGCCACCACCGUGACACGAGUUCAGAGUCCACCAUGCGCAAACUACUCAAGGAGGGAGACUUCGCCGGAAUCGCUUUCCUCCGCAUCAUCGGCGCGAAGAUGAAAUUCAAGGACAAAUGGCUUGCAUGUGUUUCUUUUGGUGAACAGACUUUCCGAACCGCUAUCUCUGAUGACACGGACCAACCUGUCUGGGGUUCUGAGAAAAAGCUUCUUUUGGAAAGAAAUGGGGCACAUGUUGCAAGAAUAUCUGUAUUUGAGACUAACAGAAUGUCCAAGAACAAUCUUAUUGGUUUCUGUGAGAUUGAUUUAUAUGAUUUUCUUACUCGGGAUUCAGAUUCUGACAUUGAGGAUUAUGGCCUAUUAGAUCCAGCAUCUUCUGGAGGAAUUGUUGGCACUAUAACCGUGUCUUGUUCCAUUGAGGACCCAAUGGAAACAGAAAUGAGUUUUGCAAGGCGUAUUUUGUCUAUAGUGGAUUACAAUGAAGAUGGAAGUCUUUCGUUUAACGAAUUCUCCGACUUAAUUGAUGCAUUUGGCAAUCAACUGGCUGCCACCAAGAAAGAAGAACUUUUCAAAGCUGCUGAUGAGAACGGAGAUGGCAUUGUCAGCCUGGAUGAGUUGGCUAUGCUUCUAGCUCUUCAACAAGAAAAGGAUCCACUUAUUAACUGUUGUCCUGUGUGUGGUGAAAUUCUUCAAGUCUCAGAUCGGUUGAAUACUGUGGUUCACUUGACUCUGUGUUUUGAUGAAGGCACUGGAAAUCAGGUUAUGACUGGAGGAUUCUUGACUGAUAAGCAGGCUUCAAAAGGGUGGAUGUUCAAAAUUAGUGAAUGGGCCCAUUUUUCAUCCUAUGAAGUUGGGUUGAGGUCUGGAUCAAGUGCUUCACAUAUUCUGGUUUUUGAUCGGCGAACAAAGCGACUAGUGGAGGAAAUAAUUGACUCCAAGAUUAUUUUAUCUAUGAGAGCCAUUUAUCAAUCUAAAGUAGGACUUGGCCUCAUGGACAAAGGGGCAAAAGAACUCUUGCAAAGCAUCUCAGAAAAGCAGGGCAGGAAAAUGGAAUGCACUGAAUCUGCCAAGAAUAUUCCAGAUUUUAUUAAUAUGUUUAAGGAUCAAAUAAAUCUGUCUGAAAUCAAAUACCCUUUGGAGCACUUUAAGACAUUCAAUGAAUUCUUUAUAAGAGAGUUAAAACCUGGUGCAAGGCCAAUUACCAGCAUCGAAUGUGACGAUGUUGCAGUAUGUGCCGCUGAUAGCCGGUUGACAGCAUUUGAAACUGCUUCAGAUGCCAUGAGAUUUUGGAUUAAGGGAAAAAAAUUUUCUAUACAAGGUCUUCUAGGGAGUGAAGUGUCCUCCAGUGCCUUCACUGAUGGUAGUCUAGUGAUAUUUCGGUUGGCACCACAGGAUUAUCAUCGAUUCCAUGUUCCUGUAUCUGGAACUAUUGAGAAAUUUGUGGAUAUACCUGGAUGCUUAUACACGGUUAACCCAAUUGCAGUGAAUAGCAAGUACUGUAAUGUGUUCACUGAAAAUAAGCGCGUCGUAUCUCUAAUAUCGACGAAAGAAUUUGGAAAGGUAGCAUUUGUUGCUAUUGGAGCAACGAUGGUUGGUAGUAUCACUUUUUCCAAAAAAGAGGGUGACUAUGUCAAGAAAGGAGAUGAGUUUGGAUAUUUCUCAUUUGGUGGAAGUACCGUCAUCUGCGUCUUUGAAAAGGAUACAAUCAAGAUAGAUGAGGACCUCUUGGAAAACAGUUCAAGAUCACUCGAGACCUUAGUCUCUGUUGGUAUGAAGCUGGGUGUCUCCAUUAAGAAAUGCUAGAGUACAGAGUUGCCAAAGUUCGCAACAAUUCUGAGAUGGGCAUGAAACUAACUCUAAAGCUUACAGAUGACUAGCAGUGCAUGUACGUUGUUUCCUAUUUGUUAUUUCUCAAACAGAUUGAUGGCUACCUAGUCGUCUUACCUGACUGGAUAUGAAGUUAUUGCCAAUAUAUGGUGUUCUCUGAGAGUGCAUAUAUGGAGAAAUUCUCUGUACAAUGUAUUGCUUUCUACAUUGCUGGUGCUGGUAUUACUUGUAAUAACAAUGUUCAAGAUAUUCAUUUUAAUGUCUUAUGGUCUAUUCGAAGAAUUAUUACAUUCUCGUCUUAA